This is a messenger RNA of Galleria mellonella (greater wax moth), 2523 nucleotides long. RefSeq names its product E3 ubiquitin-protein ligase rnf168-like. The transcript has 7 exons. Gene Ontology annotation, molecular function: ubiquitin-protein transferase activity; nucleosome binding; metal ion binding. Bases 21 to 1898 code for a protein of 625 amino acids. Lineage: Eukaryota; Metazoa; Arthropoda; Insecta; Lepidoptera; Pyralidae. The record is from RefSeq and is a predicted model, not a curated record. Gene Ontology annotation, cellular component: nucleus; site of double-strand break. Gene Ontology annotation, biological process: double-strand break repair.
AAACAACAACAACUUAAAAAAUGGCGGCCAAGUUAAAGAAGCGGUUGUCUAAAAUUGAAAAUAAAUUAUUGAAAUUAGAUAAAUUAGAGUUAAAAGAUCUAAUUUGUUCAAUUUGUCAUUCAAUACUUAUAGAACCUGUAACUUUGCCUUGUUAUCAUGAUUUUUGCCAACAUUGUUUUAACGGUAGCAUAGAAAAUAAUGCCUUGUGUUGUCCUCUAUGUCGCUUACGAAUUGGAUCUUGGAUACGAGCAGCAACUAAACAAAAGAAUUUAGUAAAUGUUGAACUCUGGAAUUUUAUUAAAUCCAAGUUCUCAAAAGAAAUCAAAAUUAAAACGAAAGGAGAAGAUUUAAGUUUCCUUGAAGAAAAACCACCUAUACGAUUAAGUGCUCCUGGUGAAAUAAGAUUAGAAUAUGAAGCUGAAUUGAAGAGGUUGAGGUUUGAACGUUUACAACUUGAACAAAAACAGUUUCAGGAGACUGAGUUUUUAAUCAAAAAAAUUCAACAAGAAGAGGAGGAAGCUCAUAAAAAAUAUUUGGAUGCUUUAAAACAAGAUGAGAUAUUAGCACAACAGAUACAAGGUGCAAAUUUAGAACAAAAAGCUCCUAAAAACUUGCCAAGAAAGCAAAAUCUGAGGGGCACCAUCAAUAAGAAAGUAAAGGCAGCAAAAAUUGAUAGCUAUUUGGCUAAAUUGCAAGCUCCUGUUAUUAUCAGAAAUAGUCCAUUGUUAACAGAUGACAAUACUAGCACAGAUAGUUCUACCCCCAAGGUGCCUUCAGUAAAGCAAAAUAAUAGGGAUUCUCCUGAAAUUGUAUCAAGUUAUGGAAAAUUGCUGAAAAAUUUAAUAGAUAAGAAAAUUAGAAAUCGAACUGGUAUUUGGAAUAAAGAAAAUGGUGAUACUCUCAAAGAUAAGCAUAGUGUAUUUUUUAAAGAAGAUGGAAUUGAUGAUAAAAAUAUCAAAUCUAAAAAUGGAAUUCAGUCACUAUUAGUAUCACUUCCUUUACCACAUCCAGGAGUACUUCAACACAAAACAAAUGCUUCUAAAAAUAGAAGUACAGAGACAGAUAGUUUUGAUUCAACGCAACAGGAAUUAUGUUAUUUUAAACCAAUUGAGGGAACAACCCCAAUCAGUAAGAGAUUACCACUGCGAGUGCCAGGAAUGCACGUGGGCCAUAAAGGAAGUUCUUUACAACAUGAAGUAGCUCCAAGCAGGGCGCAAUACAUUGAGGGUCUUUGUCGUCUGCGGAAUUUAUCCAUGGCAGAAAACUUGCCUUCGGCAUUUGUCAUAGCACUUAAUAUCUUUAGGGUAAAAAAAGAUACUGUAAAAUGUGAAACAAAUAUUCAGUUACGGGAUAAGAAAGUUAUUCCUUCAGGCCCUUGUCUUGUGUCCACAUUCCCUGCAAAAAGAAGUUCUAACCGAAAUAAACAAAUAAUUCAAAUAGAUGGUAUCACCGAGUUAAACACCAAAACAAACUUGAGAAGAACUAGGUCAAUGGGUUGUAUAUCAAAAGACGAGAAUGAAACAACUCCAAAAAAGGCCAAGUUAAAAGAUAGAAAAGUUUCAUCAGAGAAAAAAUUGUGUUUAAGAAGUAAUUCAAAAAAGUCUACUACCAAAAAAGAUUCGAAUAGUUCACCCUUAAUUCCUGAUUCUGUAAAUAAUAAUAAGGUUAAUUUAGCUAUAAAAAAUUUAUCUAGUCCAUUAAAAAAUUGUGAUUUUAAAAAUAUUUUACAAGAGCAAUUAAGGAUUGAGAAGAUAAUUGAACAAGAAAAGAAUGAUUUUGAAUUAGCACGAAAAGUAGAAGCAGAGUGGAAUGGACGAAGACAACCUCGUCGUUUAGCCGUCAAGCGGCAACUCACACUUAAUUAUGCUCUCAGGCCGUCUAAAAAACUAAAAGUGUAAUAAUGUCAUCAAUUAUUCAUAAUCUGCAUGCCGCGUGAUAUAUUAUGAUUAUUUAAUGUAAAGUACUUUGAAAUUAUUUCCAUACAGAAAUAUAUAGCGUGGCCAACCUUUAGUUCCUUGUGUUUUAGAUUAUUGAAUCUAACUAUACAUAUGCCUCCUAUCUAUUAGGUUUUCAGUUAUAAAAUUAUUGAAAUAAUUUUAAUAUUUUCUACAUAUGUACAGAUGUUUAAGUUUAUCAAUAACUUGAUGCACUACUUUAAAAAAGGUAUGUUUUACAUACAGAAGAAUGACUUGCGAUUUAUUAAAAUACUGUAAAAGAUUAAUAAUUGGUAGCCGCUUUGUUUACAGUUUACAUGAGAAUAUAUUUAACCAUAUCUCUACCAUAACUGUAGACAUAUGACACAUGUAAAUCAAUCCUAAAGAUAUACAUUGUUUGUGUCGCUAUACCCUAUAUACAACUCAAAAUAUUACUCUACUGUGUACAACAGCCUCAGAUACGUAUUUUUUUUUUUUUUAUCAAGAGUACCUAAAAGAUAGAUUUUAAUUUGAAUAUUUCAUUUUUUUAAAGUUUUUUGAUGGAGAAAUAGUAAUAUUCCUAAUAAAUUAAAAAAAAAAAAAAAAAUAU